Messenger RNA from Gasterosteus aculeatus aculeatus (three-spined stickleback), 2453 nucleotides. NCBI's taxonomy places the organism in Eukaryota, Metazoa, Chordata, Actinopteri, Perciformes, Gasterosteidae. The record is from RefSeq and is a predicted model, not a curated record.
AACCUGUUUUGUUUUCAUUCCAGACAAAACAACUGCAGAUACGAAACACAAUAUCUGCCUCUUUCCACCGACAGAUACUUCUUUGAUUGCGGAGACACCGGCAGACAGAAAUAGACUCUUCUGUGUCUACUGCCAUAAAUCGCCGUGCCGGCCGGCACGUCCUCCUGGCACCUAAAUGAAUCUGCCUCCCUUCCACCCGUCUUCUCCCUCCCCUCAUAAUGGAUCCAUAUAUUGUCAAGUCAGGCUGUGGACACUGAUCUGUGCUUGUCAAUACGAUUUCUUCUGCUAAUCUGCUGCUUGGAUGUACGUCCCCGUUGCUCUAUUUAUAUGUGCACUUACUGUUGUUCUCAUUGUGCCGGCAUGUGUGUUCCCCCUCCUGCCUCUCUCUCGCACUCUCUCCACCUCUAUCUCGCCUUUUCUCUCCCCCUGUCCUUUGCUGCGUCGCUGUGUCCUCAAAUGUACCCCUCCCUAUUUCUCCCUCCGUUGCUUUUAUUGCAAUUCUCUGAAGAGACUUCUUGAUUUCUGUUUUGGUUCAAUUUGAAGAAUUUGGAAUGUACCAAAACCACAUCAAAGAGACCAACAACAACUGCAACGAAGGCCUUGUCAGUGAUCACAAGGAAAAGCUUUACGAUGCUAUUAAAAGAAUAAAGCACGAGGUAGAUGAGUGCAGAGAAGAAGAGAGAGAGACGUACGUAGAGUCACUACGAGUGGAGAAUAGUUUUGAUUCACUGGAACGAGAAAUCAGUGCCGAGUUUGCAAACCUCCAUCUUUUCCUGGACGAGGAGGAGUGUAAGGAGAUAGAGCGACUGAGGCGGGAGAAACAGAAACAACUGAAGCAGCUGAAGGAAAGAAAGAAGAAGAUGGCAGAGCAAGGGAGAGACCUGGAGAGAGCAAUCUCUGUGCUGAACAGCAAACUGACUGAGGAGAACAGUCCUAAACUGAUCAGAUCCUCCCCAUCUUGUCCGAGCAGGUCAAAGGUCUGCUUCGUUCCUCCAGCAGAAGUGGACACUGAGGUGCGCUCCGGACAGUUUGUGGGGCCGAUACAGUACAGGAUAUGGAAGCACAUGAGAAGCUCCCUUUACCCAAAUAUCACACCAAUGACCAUUGACCCCGACACAGCCCACCCUAAUCUGUCGGUGUCCCAGUCUUGCACUUCAGUGUGCUUUGAGGAGGACAAGGACACAAAGCACGUCCAGGCCAACCCACGACGGUUCCACUACUACUACUGCGUGUUGGGCCAUCAGAGCUUCACCACAGGCCGGCACUACUGGGAGGUGGAUGUGGGACAAAAGACGGCGUGGCGGUUGGGCGUUGCACGAGGAGAUGUCCCACGAGGUGAGAUGGAUGCUACUGGCGCGUCCAGUGGCCUCUGGACUCUGGCCUUGAUGGGCGGAUCCGUCCAAGCCUACACCGACCCGAAGCCCACCAAGGUCAACGUGUCGCUCCGGCUCGUCCGCAUCGGUGUGUUAUUAGAUUGUGAAAAGGAGGAGGUGUCUUUCUAUAAUGCCGUUACCAUGGCGCCGAUCUAUACCUUUACAAUGGGGACGGUUGGGGUUCCCUUGUUCCCCUUCUAUAAUCCAUGUGAUGCAGAUGAUGGGAAGAACACAGAAUCGCUUAAGAUCUUUAACCCUUCACUAUGACGAGGGGAUGCAGGAAUUUCUAAUAAAGAUAGCAAAUAUAUAUUAAUAAAAUCAUUCUUACAUUAAGAGCUGAGGUGAUUGAAAAGAAAUAAUUGGUUAGUACUUUAAAUAUCAGUCAAUGGUUGGUAGGAAACAUUUGCUUUAUUUUGUUAUAGGGUUUGGGUUUGGAAUAGUCAUGAUACAAGCCACGGUUUGGUUUGUGGAUAUUUUUCAAUCUUUUCUGUUGAUUUUAUAAAAAAUACAUACAUAUACAUAAUACAGAUUUGAUGAUAAAAUAAAUUAAUUAUUUAUUGCAGCCCUAAUUAUAUGACACACUUGCCUAAACUUUCUGAACAAGAAAAAUCCACUUUAAACCUUUUUUUUUAUAACCAUCCAUAUUUGUAUCUGUUUUCAAUAAAAACCUUGUGAUUACUUUAGAGUUAGUGGAGAAAAUCUGAACCUUGAAACUUGAGCAAAUGUAUUUGUUAAAAUGGUAGAUGAAAUCACAGCCCGCGUUCUGCUGACGUCUAUAACAGGCCACGACAGCAUUAUGGUGUUACCUUUGGCCUGUUUAUAAAUAUCUCUCACGUCCCGGCUUAGCUACGAUAUGCCCUGGCAAUGUUAUGGAAGUCGGUAUUAGUAAGACGCCGCGGCCUGAGGGGGGUUAAAUUUGGCGCGUCACAUGAAUGACGGCUGACAUUGAGGGAGACGUCUCACUGAGAUCAAACAAGACAGAAGCGUCACACUCCAAGACAACAACACGGCAGGUGUCAUGAUCACUUGUUUAUUCUUAGUAUUCCUUUAGACAUGAAAUAAAGAAAACAUUUUACAAAA